GCUAAAAGACAUGUCAGAGUACRAAAAAAAUAAAAACAAAAAUCGUCCGUGGAUUGAUCAAAUUCAAUCGUUCAAUGAAUUAUAUCGUAAUACAGAAAAUAAAGAAAUGAUCCCAAGAAAAAAACUGGGAUGGGUCAAAGGCGUGUUGAUUCCAUGUCUACUCAACACCUGGAGUGCGAUACUUUUCUUUCGGAUGCCGUGGAUGUUAGGACAUGCUCCAAUGUUUCAUUCAAUCAUUGUCGAAACCAAUACAACCAACUUUUCACAAACAUCAAUUCAACCGUCUUUUCUUGAUGCCCCAUUAACAAUGGAAGUAACAACGGAAGAUAACAUAGUAUUGACUCCUUUUACAACUGAUACGAAAAAGACCAGCGCUUGCCUCAACUUCAUCAAAUAA
Molecule: messenger RNA, 397 nt
Organism: Diuraphis noxia (Russian wheat aphid)
Lineage: Eukaryota; Metazoa; Arthropoda; Insecta; Hemiptera; Aphididae
Product: bumetanide-sensitive sodium-(potassium)-chloride cotransporter-like
Biological process (GO): potassium ion import across plasma membrane; potassium ion homeostasis; sodium ion homeostasis
Cellular component (GO): membrane
Molecular function (GO): sodium:potassium:chloride symporter activity
Source: RefSeq, a predicted model, not a curated record